Molecule: messenger RNA, 2211 nt
Organism: Fusarium falciforme
Lineage: Eukaryota; Fungi; Ascomycota; Sordariomycetes; Hypocreales; Nectriaceae
Exons: 5
Coding region: 1-2211 (736 amino acids)
Source: RefSeq, a predicted model, not a curated record
AUGCCGAACUUGACGAUGGAGGAAGUGGAGGAGAAGAUCAUGGAAGCCAAGGCGUGGAAAGCGCCCGGGGAAGACGGGCUGCCGGCGAUGGUGUGGAAACAGCUGUGGCCGGUGGUGAAGGAGCGCGUUAUGCAUCUGUUCCACACUUCACUGGGCGAAGGACAACUACCGGACCAGUGGAGGAGCGCCAAGAUCAUUCCGCUCAAGAAACCGGACAAGGGAAACUACAGGAUCGCAAAGGCAUGGAGGCCGAUCUCGCUUUUGUCGACGCUGGGCAAGAUCCCCGAAGCAGUAGUAGCUGACAGAAUUUCGUACGUCGUCGAGAGGUUCAGACUCUUACCCACAAACCAUUUUGGGGCGAGAAAACGGCGGUCGGCAGAGCAGGCACUGCUGCUCUUCCAGGAACCGGUCUACAAAGCAUGGCGGAACCGCCAAGUGGUCAGUCUGGUUAGCUUCGACGUCAAGGGUGCCUACAACGGAGUGUUCAAGGACAGAUUACUGCAAAGCCUCGAAGCAAGAGGCAUCCCCAAGGGGCUUGUGAAGUGGAUAGAUGCGUUUUGCUCAAACCGCACGGCCACCAACGUCGUGAACGGCUACACUUCUGAGCGACGGGAGCUGCCACAGGCCGGCCUUCCGCAAGGGUCGCCACUGUCGCCUGUGCUCUUCCUCUUCUUCAACGCAGACCUAGUGCAGAGCAGGAUCGACUCGAAAGGCGGCUCGAUCGCGUUCGUUGACGACUACUCAGCCUGGGUCACAGGGCCGACGGCGGAGGCGAACAGGGAUGGCAUACAGGCCAUCAUUGACCGAGCACUAGCGUGGGAGAGACGCAGUGGAGCGACGUUUGAAUGCGACAAGACGGCUAUCAUCCACUUCACACGCGUCGCUGAACGCACCAGUGAUGCGCCGUUCAUGAUCAAGGGUGAGGAAGUCAAGCCGAAGCAGAAGGUCAAGAUCUUGGGAGUGGUUAUGGACACGAAGCUCAGGUUCAAGCAACAUAUAGCCGAGGCCGCCUCCAAAGGUCUCUCGGCAGCUAUGUGUCUGAGGAGACUCAAGAUGCUUCCACCGCACACUGCCAGACAGCUCUUCGUCGCCACCGUUGCUCCGGCCAUGGACUACGCUUCUGUCGUGUGGUCGCAUGCACGCGGAGAAAGAGAACUAACCUGGCUCAACAGGGCACAGAAAACAGGGGCACAGGCGAUCACCGGCGCCUUUCGAACAGUGUCGACGGCAGUGGCUGAAGCGGAGUCUAGCAUCCAAACAACCUUUGAAGAACACAUCAUCUUCCACUCCUGCAAUAUUGUCUCAUCACCUUGGGACCAGAUUAGUAGUGACGGGGGUGUUUUCUUGGAUCAAGAUGUCGAAGACAGUGACUCGCCUGAUACGGAGCUCGAGCAAAUUUCUAUGGACGUUGCAGACGUCGUCGACUGUCUUCUGAGCCUAAGUGUGGCCAUCCGAAAUCCCGCACCUCACGAUCGCUUCGUCGAAUCACAUUCGAUAGGUCUGGCAGAACGACUGGGCAAGGCGAUAAGUCGACGACGCCAAUUCUUCAAGUACAGAGAGGCUCAUCGCCUGAAACUCUCACAUGGCCUUGACUAUCACUAUCUUGGAGAUGCUGAGACAAUUGCAUCAUCACUACCGGAGCACCUUAAGGAUAAGAGUAGAACUGGCCAGAUUUCCCGGUUGCCUGUUCUUGAAGACAACUAUUCCGACGCUGGAGUCUCUCAGACCUCGUAUGCAACGUCUGCAGCAGAUACUGAGCAACGACACGUCCCGCCACUGCCGACAGAAGCCUCCAAAGGUCCUUUUGAGUGUCCUUUUUGCUUCACUAUCAUUGCUGUAACAGAUAGAUCCACCUGGAAGAAGCACGUCUUUGGAGAUCUCCGGCCAUAUAUCUGCCUGGAUAAAGAUUGCAUGAACCUGGAGAAGAAGUUUUCCUGGCGGCACCAAUGGAUGGACCACGUCAAGCAAAAUCACUGGAAGGAGGAGGAAGCCAAGAGAAAAGCAGAAGAAGAGGAGUUGCUUAGAAAGGUGGAGGCCGAAGAGGCACGGCAACAAGCUGAGAAAGAGGAAGCGCAGAAGAGAGUGCAGGAGGAGCUAAAGAAGUACAGAGACGUCCCGGUGGGUGGUAUGGUUAGUCUGAGGGACAAUCCGGAGAUAGACAAGGUCUUUAAGGAGGCGACCAGGUGCAAAGCCGGCGGAAACAGGUGCUAG